Coffea arabica (coffee) is the source of this 2135-nucleotide messenger RNA. RefSeq names its product 2-oxoglutarate and iron-dependent oxygenase domain-containing protein CP2. Lineage: Eukaryota; Viridiplantae; Streptophyta; Magnoliopsida; Gentianales; Rubiaceae. The record is from RefSeq and is a predicted model, not a curated record. Gene Ontology annotation, molecular function: L-ascorbic acid binding; oxidoreductase activity, acting on paired donors, with incorporation or reduction of molecular oxygen; iron ion binding.
AUAAACACAAAGACACACGUCAGCAUUGUCUACUCGACAGAAAACCCUAACGUUCUCCAUCUUCAUCCUCUCUAUCAGAACCGAACUGAAACGGUAACAAAAUUUCCUCAUUUUCCAAACCCAAACCCAAACCCUAACCCCAAGCUUCCCAAAAUGCUCCUAUAAUCCCAUAUCAUUUCGGCAUUGCCCCUCCCCUUCCAUACAUAUAAUCCAUACAUACAUACCCAUACACAAAACAGAUUUUCUGAAAUUAUGUCGCAGGAUGGGGCAGCGGCAAUGGUUUCGGCAUCGCUAACCGCGACUGUGACGGGGACGGCAGCGGCAGCUGGGACGGGAAUAGUGCCUGCAACCGUCGAUCGGAGGAUUUCCGAGCCUCAAUCUCCGGCAACUGAAAUUAGAAAUGUUAAUAACAACAAUGGCAGCAGAAACGAUAAAAGUAUUACCAAUAAGAAUGGGAAUGGGACGCUUAUGCCUCCACCGCCACCGCCAUCGCAGGUUUUUCCGACCUAUAGUUCCCACAGGCUGCGGCUGAACCCUAGCGCCGAUCACAAGCCGGAUAGUUAUGAGGAUUUGCAAUUGGACUUCAGUCCUCUGCUUUUCAGCUCUCUGGAGAGGUAUUUGCCGCCAACUCUCCUCAAUUCGUCGCGGGAGACGAAGGUUCAUUACAUGCGUGAAAUCCUCCUCCGUUACUCCACCGAAAGCGAGCGAAAUCGUGUUCAGAAGCACAGAGAAUACAGGCAAAAGAUUAUAUCGAACUAUCAGCCUUUACAUAGGGAACUGUAUAUUAUGCAAGCUUCAAAUUUCUUUGUCCCUUCGUUUCUCAAGGCUGUGAGUGAAAACACUGAAGAAAGUUUCAGAAGUAUAAUGUCUGAACCAUCUCCAGGAGUUUUUGCAUUUGAAAUGCUGCAACCUCGCUUUUGUGAAAUGCUGUUGGCUGAGGUAGAAAAUUUUGAGAAGUGGGUGCACGAAACGAAAUUCAGAAUCAUGCGGCCCAAUACAAUGAACAAAUAUGGUGCUGUCCUUGAUGAUUUUGGACUGGAAACAAUGCUCGACAAAUUGAUGGAAGAAUUUAUACGCCCAAUGUCAAGAGUGUUCUUUCCCGAAGUUGGUGGAGCCACACUUGACACACAUCAUGGAUUUGUCGUCGAGUAUGGAAUGGAUAGAGAUGUUGACCUCGGUUUCCAUGUGGAUGACUCAGAAGUCACUCUGAAUGUAUGCUUGGGAAAGCAGUUCUCUGGUGGAGAGUUAUUCUUCCGAGGUGUGCGGUGUGAGAAACAUGUAAAUUCUGAAACUCAGCCUGAGGAAAUCUUGGAUUAUUCCCAUGUCCCUGGGCGAGCUGUUCUUCACCGUGGUCGCCAUCGGCAUGGUGCUAGGGCUACAACAUCUGGGCACCGAAUUAAUUUAUUACUGUGGUGUAGAAGUUCCGUUUUCAGAGAGUUGAGAAAAUACCAAAAGGAUUGUUCAGGCUGGUGUGCAGAGUGUCAACGGGAGAAGAAAGAAAGGCAGCGUCAGUCAGUUGCUGCAACGAAACUGGUAUUGUGUUACCUUUUAAGAUUUCACUUUAAGAUUUCAAUUAUGGAUGCAUUCGUUUUUCUUCCUUCCAUCAGGAAUUACUGAGAAGAGAAGGAGAAGCUGCUUCUUGAACGGUUUAUUGUCUCUAAUUAUUGUGCUGCAAAGAGAAGGAGAUGAAGCUGCUACUUGAACAGUUUAUUGUCUCUAAUUAUUGUGCUGCAAAGAGAAGGAGAUGAAGCGGCUUCCUAGCUGUUCAUUGUGUUUUGACUUUUGCUUUGAAACUGUAAUAUAGCUCAACUCAUCCUCAUGGCAGAAGCAUUUUCCCGUUAGUCGUAUAGGGAUGCUGAAGAUGUUGUCUGUUUUGUCCUUUUUUUUUUUGUCAAGAUAGCUGUACAUCUAAAUCAAGUAGGUGUUGGGUCAUCCCAAUUGUUAGCUGACUUGAAUAUGGCUUACCAUUUGGUACGAUGAACAUUUUGUAGGGAGUUGAAUCCUCAUGGUGAAUGAAGCUGUACUCUGUAGAUGAGCGGUGCUCUGCACAUCUUAGAUACAUUUGAUUGUAGAAAUUGCUGCAAUAAAUUGUGAAAUCAAACCAGUGUUUGCUGAGGUGCUGCCCUGGCGUAGAA